Molecule: messenger RNA, 5843 nt
Organism: Perognathus longimembris pacificus (Pacific pocket mouse)
Lineage: Eukaryota; Metazoa; Chordata; Mammalia; Rodentia; Heteromyidae
Gene: Peg10
Product: paternally expressed 10
Cellular component (GO): cytosol
Molecular function (GO): nucleic acid binding; zinc ion binding
Source: RefSeq, a predicted model, not a curated record
CGGUUGGUGUGUGUCGAAGAAACCUGACUGCAGCCCGAGAGCAGCCGAGAGGUCCACCGAGCCUCGCGAAAGGUCCGCUGAGCGGGCUCGAGUCCGGAGCUACUCCGGGCUUCGAGCUGCCCAGCGGAUCCCACGCCUGGCCAGGUGUGGGACCCAUCCUUCCUGUCCUCGCAGAGGGGUCCUCGCGUGGUGAGUAUGCGAAACAAGCGGGUCCUGAAAACAAAGCAGCCACGAAGAAGGGGAGCAAGGGGAGGCCAGGAUCCAGGCCUCCAACCCCACAGGUGUGAAGACACACCAGGGAGGUCCCCUCCCACCCACACAGUUGCCAUGGGUCCCGGAGGAUCCGGAGCCGGAGCAGCUGGGGCUGCUGGAGGGUCUGCCGCCUGCCCUCCUCCACCCCCUCCCCCUCCCCCCAACAACAACAACAACAACAAAGGCAACAACAGCCCCUGCGUUCCCAACAUGACCGAGCGCCGACGGGAUGAGCUGUCUGAAGAGAUCAACAACCUGAGAGAGAAGGUCAUGAGGCAGUCCGAGGAGAACAGCAACCUGCAGAACCAGGUGCAGAAGCUCACUGAGGAGAACACCACUCUGCGCGAGCAGGUGGAGGUGGAGGUGGAGCCGGUCCAGGUCCAGGUCCCGGUCCCGGUCCCCGUCCCCAUCCCCAUCCCCGUCCCAGAGGAGGAUGAAGAGGAUGACAUUGAGCUCCAGGGUGCUGCGGCGGCUGCCGUCCCCACUACUUCCAUUGAGGAAGACUGCCCUGAAGACCUUCCAGAGAAGUUCGACGGCAACCCAGACAUGCUGAUUCCAUUCAUGUCCCAGUGCCAGGUCUUCAUGGAGAAGAGCACCCGCGAUUUCUCCCUUGACCGUGUCCGUGUCUGCUUCGUGACAAGCAUGAUGACCGGCCGUGCUGCCCGCUGGGCCUCAGCCAAACUGGAACGAUCCAAUUACCUGAUGCACAACUACCCAGCCUUCAUGAUGGAAAUGAAGCACGUCUUUGAAGACCCUCAGAGACGAGAGGCUGCCAAGCGCAAGAUCAGACGCCUGCGCCAGGGCUCGGGGACCGUCAUCGAGUACGCCAACACUUUCCAGAUGAUUGCCCAGGACCUGGAUUGGAACGAGCCUGCUCUGAUGGACCAGUUCCAAGAAGGCCUCAAUGAAGAUAUUCAGGAGGAGCUGGCCCGCUCGGAGGUCCCGAAGACCCUGAAUGCGCUGAUCAACCAUUGCAUCCACAUCGAGAGAAGGCUGGCCCGGGCUGCUGCUGCUGCUGCUCACAAGCCCAACACCCCACCUCCACCCCGGGGGGCCGCGGCUGCGAUGCCCAACCCAGGUCACCAGGUCGACCCGACCGAGCCCGUGGGAGGUGCCCGCAUGCGCCUGAGCCAGGAAGAGAAGGAAAGACGUCGAAAGCUGAACCUCUGCCUCUACUGUGGGAAUGGAGGCCACUACGCCGACAACUGUCCUGCCAAGGCCUCCAAGAAUUCGCGCGGGAAACUCCCCGGCCCCGCUGUAGAGGGACCUUCAGCGACCGGGCCAGAAUUAAUAAGGUCCCAAGAUGAUGCUGUCUCUGCGCCACACCUGCAAGCCAUGCUCCAGAUCCAUCUCCCGGGCCGGCCUACUCUGUUCGUCCGGGCGAUGAUUGAUUCUGGUGCCUCUGGCAACUUCAUCGAUCAAGAAUACGUCAUUCAAAAUGCAAUUCCUAUAAGAGUCAAGGACUGGCCAGUUCUCGUGGAAGCAAUUGACGGACACCCCGUGGCAUCCGGCCCAAUUGUCCAUGAGACUCACAACCUGUAUGUCAACAUGGGUGAUCACCGAGAGGUGCUGUCAUUCGACGUGACUCAGUCUCCGUUCUUUCCCAUCGUCCUGGGGGUUCGCUGGCUGACACUACACGACCCCAGCAUCACCUGGAGCACCCGAUCCGUCGUCUUCGACUCCGAAUACUGCCACUACUACUGCCGGGUGAUCUCGGCCUUACCUCACCCGCUCCCACCAUUGGGACGGUUCCCCCCGACCGUUUACUACCCAGUAGAAGGCGGGUACAGAGUUUACCAUCCAGUGAGGUACAUCUAUGUCCAGAAUGUGUACACCCCAGUGGAUCACCACCACUACCCGGAUCACCGACAGCCUGAUCCGAACAUAGAAAGAAUCCCUGGAGCACACAGCAUCCCCAGUGGACAUGUGUACUCCCUGUCUCAAUCGGAAAUGUCUGCUCUCCGAAAUUUCGUGGCGAGGAAUGUCAAGGAUGGGCUCCUCACCCCCACCACCGCACCCAAUGGAGCCCAAGUUCUCCAAGUGAAGAGGGGAUGGAAGCUGCAAGUUACUUACAAUUGCCGUGGCCCACAGCAGGUCACCAUCCAACAUCAGUACCCUCGCAUGUCUAUUCCAAACUUAGAAGACCAAGCGCACCUGGCCUCUUACUCUGAAUGCGUUCCUCAAGUACCUGGAUACCAGUCCUACCCAACCUACACCACCACGUACCCGACGUACCCCAUAGUGUUCGCAUGGUACCCGGUGGCACGAGAUGGGCAUGGAAGAUCAAUCUACGUACCUGUCAUCAUCACUUGGAAUCCACACUGGUACCGCCAGCCUCCGGUACCCCAAUAUCCUCCGCCGCAGCCGCCACCCCCACCACCACCGCCACCCCCACCGCCGCCUUCAUCAUCCUACACCAUGUAAACACCUGUCAUGUCCUCCAGGAUCUCCUCCCUCAAAAGUUUAUUCCUGUGCAGCUUCUCAAUCCCACUACUGGACUGUCACCUCAGCCUGUCAGAGGAGCUGAUGCUAAUGCAGGAAAUGUUGAUUUCUUUACAGAGGGGGGAGUAGAGGGGGGCCAACAUGACCAUUCUUGGAGUUUCGGUACUCUCUUUACAUCACGGGAGGACCGAUGCCUUAUAAGGAAGCCACAGUUAUUGGUGCAGUAUGGACAGGCUUCCGUGAUCCUCUUGCUGCACCCCUUGGAAACUUCACCAUCUUGGAACUCCAUUGUCACGGUUCCGUUAACUUUCAAGGAGCAGCAACUUGACUGGUUCUCCCAGAAGCAGGCAACAACCCCUGCUACAUGUAACACCUCAAGCCUGACAUGGAAGUGCUCUCAGACUGACUCUUGUGUGUUAAGAGUGUGCCUUCACAUCCUGGUGCAAAUCACACGUACCCAAGAACUCUGGCUUUGACAACAUCUUACCAUCACCAUGCCAGUAAUGGCAACACCUCUCAUCAUCUGUGAGGGCUAAAGAGUAGCAAAAGGACACCCGAAUCCCGUACCCAACAUGUAAGAGGCUCUGAGGUCAUUGGUACCAACUCAUGCUGGUACUUUAGAAAGCAUUUUCAUGAGUGGCCAUGUGUCUGCCUCCAUAUGCACCUGGGCAUCCCAUCAUCCCCUCAUCUGACUGUACCAGGAGGAUGCUUGAGAGGGGAAAUGAUUUUGCACCCAGACCACACUCUCGGAAGAGGAGGAAUUAGAGCACUGGGCACGGUCUUGAGGACAUGGACUUGUAAAAGAUCAGAGUCCGACCUGAAGCUGCCAAUGGAUGGAAAGCCUCAGCUCUGUGCUAACCUGGGGCUGCCUGACUUCUUUAAGCCUGGUCCCUUGCUACUACCUUGAACCAUUUGUCUAACCUCUCUCUUUCUGUUUUACUACUGCCAUUUCCUGCUGCAGGAUUUGCCACCUUCCUGCCUGGUUGCUGAGACUCCAUUUUGCUGCCAUGCACGGAGAUUGAAAGAGCAGGCUUGAAGGAGCAUGUGUUUCAGCACACAGUCUCCAGUUGCCAAAAUACAGUUUGAGCAGUAGGAAGCAACAUGGUUUAUAUUCCAGAAUACCUGUCAUGGAGUCUUAAUGGUGAAGUUUCCUUUUCCAUCAACAUUAUCUUUCAUACCUUCAUUAUCAACCCCCUCCCCCACCUUACCCCCUUGCAUGUUUACUUAAUUUUUAGCUAUAGUAGUAUUCUUUAGGUGUUUUUAAGUGAUGACUAUGCUUUCAAGUUUCCACUGAUGAAUAAAGAACUAUCUAAUUCUUAUAGUAAAAUUAGGUAACAUAGUAUAUUUCUGUGAACUUACUAUACUGUGAAUUAGAGUCUCUGAAGUACAGACUUCAACUUUAAUUUUAUAAUUAAUCUCAGUUCUAUCAAUUGGGCCUUUAAAACUCACACAAUUGGCUGUUCAGUUGAGAACAACUUUAUCUUGUUUUCCUCAAUGGAAUCAGAAAGCUUGUCAAUCACUCGUGUUUGUUAGUUACUUUUAAAAUGGUGCAUUUGUGCUUAUGGACUAUUGUGAAGUGUCACUCCAGUUUACCUCAACCUCAAUUCCAUUCUCCAUACAUUUGAACUCAAAUUUCAAUUGAUCUUCAAGCUGCAGAAGGCUCAGUAAUGAGACAUUAUCUGCAGCCCUGGCAUGUACACACGGACAUUUGCCACCACUGCAAGCAUAAGUCUGGAGAAGUUGGCCAUCGAUAGAAGAGUCAGGACAACAUCCCUGACACUCUUUGGACUGUUUGUUAAAGCUUGCCAUUUAACUUUUUGGCAGUGUGUACCAUGUUCUCUUACUCUCUAUACUAUCUAUAGCUGUUAGGUAAGAUAAGUUAGAUAAGUUAGGUAAGUUAGAUAAGUUAGGUAAGUUAGAUAAGUUAGAUAAGUUAGCUGUUAAGAUAAGUAAUCUUCUAUAGUACUACAAUUUGAUUAAGUUUCCUUUCUCUCAUCUGAUUUAUUUCUGUUAAAUCUUUUUUGGCAUUUCUAACACAAAUGCCUUCAUUCAUAAGAAAGGAAGAAGUUAGAAGGGGAGCAAAACUCAAAUUGACAUAAAAUUAGUUAAUUGACUCUUGGCCAAAAUUAAUUAAAUCAAUGAGGCAAAUUAUCCAAGAGCCCCCAUUGCUAGUCAAGCCUGAAAAGAAAGUAGUGAUGUUGAAAUGAAGAAAGUUGACAUACAUUUAUGAAGGGUCAGUUUAGUUUGAGCAUGGAGGUAUCUGUCUUACUAAUUGGAUUAAAUCUUGUAAAGUAGUACAGUGAACUUGUAAGUGCACAAAAUAAGAGGGGCUCCUCUAUAUAGUGCAGUCUGGAAGUUUGUUUUAAGUUUGCAGGUAUCUCUUGGACUCCUGAGUUGACCCGGCUGUCACCCACCACGGACAUCUCACUUCAGUACAGUUCGAGGAUUGGCAACAGAGAACACCCUGCUGGAAAGGCCUGAGCGGAUGAAGGACCACCUGUGGAUAAGAAGAGACCCGAAGGAUCCAUCCCACGUUUUCAUCUAUGGGACUGAAAGUUCUUUGUUGUUUAAGAUUGCGGAACAGUAAUGAAUUUGUCUGUGGAACAUUUCAUUGUUUUUAUUUCUUUCUCUUUUAAGUUUUAGGUAAUCGGGGAUAUAUGUAAUCAUAGUAUUUAGGCUGGGAGGGAUUAUAAUCUUAAGUGGGUGGGAUUCUUUAGGAAGUUAGGAUCAUAUUAUGUAUUAGAUAGCUCUAUAAGUGGACGCGUUUACUUACUUGUUAUCCUCUACCCUUUACCUUUCCUUACCUUUACACCUCAAACUGAGAGGGAACUACAGGGACAGGAAUAAAACUCUAGUGAAAGUUCAAAGGUGACUGGAUUGAGAGUUUAAUAAAGGCCCUAGGUAUUAACUCCUAGGAUCAGAUUGUGAGAAAGUUUUUUUUUAAAGAAAGUGAUUAAUGAAAGCCUUUACUCUUGUCCCCUGUCAGAACCCAUCUCUUACCCUACCUCACCCUAUACCUCCCCGCCCAGCCCUACCUCCCAACCCUACUCCUCCAAAUUAUUACUGUAUUCUCUUUACUAUAUUACUAUGUAUCUACUAAUACUACAUUGAUGUUACUACAAUAAAAAUUCAAUAAAGAUUUAGUGGUU